AACUUGGUUUUCUGUUGCAUCGUUUUUUAUUUUUGAAUUUUUUGAUCUGGUGCUGAAUAGUAUCAACCUGUAAUAACACGCCUCCUUUCAUUUUCUUCAUGUAUGAAUUAACAUAAAAAUCAAUCAAAAUCGAUUUCAGAAAAUCUAAUCGAUAGAAAUGGGGGAUAAUUUGGAAAAAGGGCAGGAUUACGAGCAGAAAGCAGAGAAGAAGCUCGGUGGUUGGGGAUUGUUUGGUUCCAAAUUCGACGAUGCUGCAGACCUAUUUGAAAGAGCCGCUAAUUGCUACAAGCUCGCAAAAUCUUGGGACAAAGCAGGAGCCACUUACGUCAAGUUGGCAAAUUGCCAUAUCAAGUUGGAUAGCAAACAUGAAGCUGCCGGUGCCUAUGUUGAUGCAGCCCAUAGUUACAAAAAAGUUAAUAUAAGUGAGGCUGUAUCUUGCUUAGACCAAGCUGUAAAUCUUUUCUGUGAAAUUGGAAGAAUCACUAUGGCAGCUAAAUAUUUGAAGGAAAUUGCGGAGUUGUAUGAAUCUGAACAGAACAUUGAGCAGGCUAUUACUUACUAUGAAAAGUCUGCUGACUUUUAUGAAAAUGAAGAAGGGACAACUUCUGCAAACCAGUGCAAGGCAAAAGUUGCUCAAUUUGCUUCUCAACUAGAACAAUACCAGAAAGCAAUUGAGAUUUACGAAGACAUAGCACGCCAAUCUCUCAACAAUAAUUUGCUGAAAUAUGGAGCUAGAGGGCAUCUUCUUAAUGCCGGCAUUUGCCAACUUUGCAAGGGAGACGUUGUUGCUAUCACCAAUGCGUUGGAGCGAUAUCAGGAGAUGGAUCCAACAUUUGGAGGCACACGUGAAUAUAGACUAUUGGCGAAUAUUGCUUCCGCGAUGGAUGAAGAAGAUGUCACAAAAUUUACCGAAGUUAUCAAGGAAUUUGAUAGCAUGAGCCCUCUGGAUCCGUUGAAGACAACGCUUCUUUUGAGGGUGAAGGAAAAGCUGAAAGCCAAAGAACUUGAGGAGGAUGAUCUCACUUAAAUUGCACACCUUAGUCUUUUGUGGGUUGGACUUCAUGUUUGAUGAUUUGCCUUGUAUUUAUGCUUGUCGUUCAAGUUUGUUCAUCUUACAAAUCUAACUUAUAUAUAAAGUGUACUUGUUUCCUGGUUUCAAAGUGGACUUGAAUUCAAGAACUAAGUUUAUUUUUGAGAUUGCGUGAACCUAUUAUUAUCCAUAGGGAGAUGUUUUAAUAUUUACAUACCGUUUAAUUUUGAGGCAUUUACAAUGUAAAUUACAUUGUUAUUUAAUCUGACUCAUUAUUAG
Arachis ipaensis is the source of this 1309-nucleotide messenger RNA. Its product is annotated as alpha-soluble NSF attachment protein 2-like. Gene Ontology annotation, biological process: intracellular protein transport; SNARE complex disassembly. Gene Ontology annotation, molecular function: soluble NSF attachment protein activity; syntaxin binding. NCBI's taxonomy places the organism in Eukaryota, Viridiplantae, Streptophyta, Magnoliopsida, Fabales, Fabaceae. Gene Ontology annotation, cellular component: SNARE complex; vacuolar membrane. The record is from RefSeq and is a predicted model, not a curated record.